AUGUGUCGGAGGAAAUACCGUACACCUUGCGACUGUGUCAGCGUGCACUGCGCCUGGCCCACCUCAGGAGUCACUAAUACACCAGGGCCUCCUGAGGAAAAGGUCACAAUCACCAGGGUGACAGAGGAGAAGUGCACUGUGUCUUGGAAGAUCCCUCUGGAGGACGGUGGAGAUCUUGUCACUCAUUACAUUGUUGAUAGACGUGAGACCAGCAGACUCAACUGGGUGAUCAUGGAGACCGAGUGCAAGACUCUGUCCUGUGUCAGCUCCAAACUGAUCAAGAACAACGAGUACGUCUUCCGUGUCAGAGGAGUAAACAAGUUCGGACCUGGUGUGCCUUUGGAGUCCGAGCCUGUCAUCGCCAGAAACGCAUACACUGUCCCAUCACAACCUGGAGCACCAGAAGUCACGGCUGUAGGAAAGGAGCACGUCAUCAUUGAAUGGAUGAAACCUGAAAGUGAUGGCGGAAGUGAGAUCAAGAAUUACCUGGUGGACAAACGUGAGAAGAGCAGUUCCAGAUGGACCAGGGUCAAUAAGACCUUUACCAUCUAUGACAUCCGCCUGAAGAUCUCUGGUUUGCUGGAAGGCAGUGACUACCAGUUCCGUGUUACAGCUGUGAAUACAGCUGGAAACAGCCAGCCCAGUGAAGCCUCUCACUAUGCCUACUGUAGAGAGCCAACAUACACUCCAGCCCCUCCUUCAAUUCCACGAGUGGUAGAUUCCACCAAGCAUAGCAUUAGCUUGCAAUGGACCAGACCCAUGUAUGAUGGUGGCGCUGAUGUUGUUGGCUACGUGGUGGAGGUGCUUGAGGAAGGAACCGAGCAGUGGUACAGGGCCACUCAGAAGACUUUAAAGACCAAUGCGUUUGUUGCCACUGGACUUCAAAGCAACAAGAAGUACAGUUUCCGUGUCGCAGGAGUCAAUAGCAAUGGCACUGGGGAAUUCAGCGAACCUAGUGUGGAAAUUGAGCCUGUUGAGAAACUCUCAAUCCCUGAUCUUGAGCUCCCUGAUGAUCUGAAGAAGAUUGUGUGUCUGAGAGCUGGUAACACUCUUAGGCUGUUCGUCAAUGUGGCUGGAAGACCGGCUCCUGUACUGACCUGGAGGAAACCUGGCAUUGACCUGCAGAGCCGUGGGUUCAUUGAUACAACUGAUAGUUAUACUCAACUAAUCGUUGAGAAGGUCCAUCGUUACGAUGCCGGCAAAUACACAAUUGAGGCUGAAAAUCCAUCUGGCAAGAAGUCAGCAACUAUUCUCGUCAAGGUUUAUGACACUCCUGGACCACCUGGUUCAGUUAGAGUCAAAGACUACACAAAGGAGUCUGUCGUCAUUACAUGGGACGUACCAUCUAUUGACGGUGGAGCCCCUGUGAACAACUACAUCAUUGAGAAACGUGAAGCUUCAAUGAAAUCCUACAAAACAGUUACAACAGAAUGCAGGAAGACCUUGUUCAGAAUUACUGGCCUGGAGGAAUCAGUACACUACUUCUUCAGAGUGUUACCAGAGAACAUAUAUGGUGUUGGAGAACCAUGUGAAACCCCUGAAUCAGUGUUGAUCUGUGAAGUACCCAGCCUUCCUCAGGAUCUGCACAUUGUGGAUAUUGGAAAGUCCUCUGCCAUACUUAACUGGGAGAAACCUCUUCAUGAUGGUGGAAGCAGACUGACGGGCUACGUCAUUGAAGCUAACAUCGUUGGAUCAGACAGAUGGAGUGCAGUGGCCACCGUUAAACAGUCCAUGUCCCAGCAUACCGUCACUGGUCUGACAGAGAAGGAGACUUAUCUCUUCAGAAUCAGAGCUACCAACACCAGAGGAGUUAGCGAGCCUAGGGAGAUUACAGGACCUGUGGUCAUUCAGGAACAACUACUGGCGCCCUAUAUUGAUCUGGCCGGCAUUCCACAGAAGGUUGUCCAUGUGCCAGCCGGCAAACCAAUCGACCUCAAUAUUCCUAUAAAGGCCAGACCUGCUCCAGUUUGCACCUGGUCCUUCAAUGGUGCUAAAAUGAAGGAUAGUCUUGACCGGGUUAAGAUUGUGUCUAAUGGAAAAUACACCAAACUGACUGUCCGUGAGACAACCAUUGAUGACACUGGUAGCUACACUCUUCAAGUAAAGAAUUCUGUAGGAACUGCGACAGAGAUCCUUAAAAUUAUCAUUCUUGAUAAACCUGGAAUACCUAUUGGACCGAUCACAGUUGAUGCCGUUGAUGCCACAUCUGUAACAGUCAGCUGGGAGCCACCAGAGAAGGAUGGCGGCUCCAACGUUAGUGGCUAUGUUGUUGAGCAGCGUGACGCUCACCGCCCCGGAUGGCUGCCAGUGUCCGAAUCUGUCACAAGACCCACAUUCAAGUUCACCAGAUUGUCUGAGGGAACUGAAUACGUGUUCCGUGUGGCUGCAACAAACCGCUUUGGCAUUGGGGGAUUCUUGCAGUCUGAAGUUGUUGAAUGCAAGAGUCUCAAGACCGUACCCAGUGCACCAAACCGACCUGAUGUACUGGAUGUGACUCAUGAGGGAAUGACCAUCACAUGGCAGCCACCAGAAGAAGAUGGAGGCUCCCAAGUGUCUGGAUAUAUAAUUGAGCGCAAGGAGGUCAGAUCUGAAAGGUGGAUGAGCAUCGUUAAGAACCCAGUCACCAUGACCAGAUACAGAUCAUCAGGUCUGUGCGAAGGCAAUGAGUAUGAGUUCCGCGUGAUCGCCCUCAACUCCAGAGGCUCGAGCAAACCCAGUAUGGCAUCUAAACCAGCUAUCGCCAUGGAUCCCAUCGAGCCUCCUAGUGCACCACAGUUCCCCAGGGUUACAGACACAACCAGGACGUCUGUGUCUCUGGCCUGGAGUCCUCCAGAGGAAGAGGGUGGUUCUGUCAUCACUGGUUACCUGAUUGAGAUGCAGAAGGUGGAUCAGGUGGAAUGGACCAUGUGCAACACAACACCCAUAAAGAUCUGUGAAUACACUCUGACGCACAUGCCUCAGGGAGCUGAGUACAAGUUCCGUGUGAUGGCCUGCAACGCUGGUGGACCCGGAGAGCCAGUCGAGAUCCCAGGAAUCGUCAAGGUUACAGAAAUGCUUGACUAUCCCGAUUAUGAACUGGACCUCAAAUAUGAGGAAGGCUAUGUGGUCAGACAGGGAGGAGUCAUCAGGCUGUCUGUGCCCAUCAAGGGUAAACCAGUCCCUAUUUGCAAGUGGACAAAGGAAGGCCGAGAUAUCUCUCACAGAGCUAUGAUUGCCACCAAUGAUGAUAUCACUGAACUUGUGAUCAAAGAAGCCCACAGAGAUGACACUGGCACAUAUGACCUGGUCCUGGAGAACAAAUGUGGCAGGAAGGCUGUCUACAUCAAUGUUAAAGUGAUUGGACGUCCAGACGCACCGGAGGGUCCCCUUGAGUUUGAUGAUAUCCAGGCUCGCUCUGUAAGAGUCAGCUGGAGACCUCCCUCUGAAGACGGUGGCUCUGAUAUCCUGGGUUACAUCGUUGAAAGGCGAGAGGUAUCAAAGGUAGCAUGGUACACUGUGGACUCAAGAGUGGUGGACACAGCUCUGGUGGUCAAGGGGCUGAAGGAGAAUGUUGAAUACCAUUUCAAGAUCACUGCUGAAAACCAGUUUGGUGUGAGCAGAUCUCUCAAAUCAGAUGAAUGUGUCACUCCAAAGACACCGCUCUCUCCACCAGAACCUCCAAUCAACCCACCAGAAGUUAUGGAUGUCACAAAGAGCACUGUUGCUCUAUCUUGGGGCAGACCAAAAGAUGAUGGUGGCGCCCGCAUUACAGGAUACUACGUUGAGAGGAGAGAGGUGUCCACAGAGAAGUGGGUGCGUCACAACAAGACACACAUCACCACUACAAUGUACACUCUCACUGGACUCAUCCCUGACGCUGAAUAUCUGUUCCGUGUCGUGGCACAAAACGACAUCGGUCAGAGUGAACCUGGACCAGUAUCUGAAAAUGUUAUAUGCAAAGAUCCAUUCG
This is a messenger RNA of Oncorhynchus nerka (sockeye salmon), 3949 nucleotides long. RefSeq names its product titin-like. The annotation marks the transcript as partial. The record is from RefSeq and is a predicted model, not a curated record. The transcript is spliced from 12 exons. Lineage: Eukaryota; Metazoa; Chordata; Actinopteri; Salmoniformes; Salmonidae. Gene Ontology annotation, molecular function: protein binding.